AUUGUGCAAGUUUCCUUUAGCCAACAUGUGUGGGCGAUACGCCCUAGGUCUGCAGCGUGCUGAAAUACGCGCUUUGCCUGGAUACCCCAAUCUUGAAAUUGGGGAAUGGGUGAACGAGGACAAUUUCGUGCCCCGCUACAACAUUGCGCCAAACUCUCAGGCGCCCGUCAUUCGCAGGCGUGACGCGUCUUCACCGGACCUUCAAAUGCAGACUAUGCGGUGGGGCAUCCCAUAUGGUAAGGUUCAUGCAAAAAAUCAACAAGCCAUCAAUGCACGCUCGGAAAACAUCAUGGAAGGUGCGGGAAUGUGGAACAAAUAUCGAAGCAGUAAUCGUUGUGUCGUUGUUAGCCAGGGGUAUUACGAGUGGCAAAUAAAGGGCAAGGACAAGCUUCCCCACUUCACGAAACAUGCCGAUGGGAAGGCGAUGCUUAUGGCUGGACUCUAUCACGUCUCAGACGAAACCUACCUUUUUGCUAUAAUUACAACGAGCGCCAGCAAAUCACUUAGUUGGCUGCACGACCGCCAACCUGUCAUUCUUACAUCCCACGAUGACGUCACGAAGUGGCUCGACACUAGUUCGCAUGCAUGGUCUGCCGAACUCGGCAAACUGUUACAGCCGGCUGAGGGUCUAACAUGCUAUCAAGUUCCAAAGGAAGUUGGAAAAGUCGGUGCCGAGUCUCCCACCUUUGUUCAGCCCGUUGCAACACGCAAAGACGGUAUUGAGGCUAUGUUUGCAAAGCAACGCACCAAACAGGAGGGAAAUAAGGAGGGCAUCAAGCGCAAGCGUAGUCUAUCUCCAGUCAUAUCCUCAUUAAAAUCCGAACCAGCUGGGAAGGAGGAUGAGAGUCAUGAGACAGAGGGCAAGAAGCUCAAAGUUGAAUAACUGGUUGCAUAUAACACACUGUACCUCGUAUCAUCAUGUAUCAUAACCCUAACCCUAAUCCGUAUUAGGCAAGGUUGCUUCGCACUGCCUGCAGGCUGA
Suillus clintonianus is the source of this 982-nucleotide messenger RNA. RefSeq lists its product as uncharacterized. Gene Ontology annotation, biological process: DNA damage response. The transcript has 6 exons. The record is from RefSeq and is a predicted model, not a curated record. Bases 26 to 883 code for a protein of 285 amino acids. Lineage: Eukaryota; Fungi; Basidiomycota; Agaricomycetes; Boletales; Suillaceae. Gene Ontology annotation, molecular function: single-stranded DNA binding.